Osmia lignaria (orchard mason bee) is the source of this 2465-nucleotide messenger RNA. NCBI's taxonomy places the organism in Eukaryota, Metazoa, Arthropoda, Insecta, Hymenoptera, Megachilidae. The record is from RefSeq and is a predicted model, not a curated record.
UACGUGCAUAUCACAUACCAGAAUAAAGGAAUUGAAAAAAUUAUCAGGUUGAUUAAUUUUUUUUUCUAUGAAAAAAGCUCUUUGUCAGAUAUAUAAAAAGCAAUUGAUUGAUAAGAAAAAAUCUGUUUUCCUUCCUUUUUUCUUUUGCUGUUUCGAUUAGUCAGAAGUCGCGGGAUUUUGUAGAUAAUUCAAUUAAUUUAAUUAAGCGGAACACUAUUUUCCAUAGCCUACCUCGUAUCCGGCAUUGUCGCUACUUUUUGGAACGCACAGUCACAGAUAUUCUUAUAUACGUGUAAUUGAAUUAAUAUUAUUAUUUAAUUAAAUAACGCACGACCUAGCUCCGAACAGUUUGCUUUUUCUAUUCUACCAUCGACUGAGAAAUUGAUUAAACGACUGAAUCCGGAAUAUGAAAUGGCCAGAAUUAUAGCAAACAUAAUUAUAUAUUUGUGCUUGGUGUGUAGUAUUAUUAGUGCUAAUGAAGAUAACGAUAACAUAGUUGAAAAUGUAAGAUCCGAAACGGUAUACAAAACACCAGAGGUGCCACUGGUUGAGACUUCUUAUUUAGUGGAGACAUUUAAUGAUGAAGAAAAGUUUAAAAAUAGAUGGGUGUUGUCAGAAGCAAAGAAAGAUUCUAUAGAUGAGGAUAUAGCUAAAUACGAUGGAAUCUGGUCUGUAGAAGAGCCCAAAAAACAUGCACAAGAGGGUGAUCUAGGAUUAGUGCUUAAAAGCAAGGCUAGACACGCCGCUAUAGCUGCUGAAUUAUCUGAACCAUUUUAUCUUAAGGAUAAGCCAUUAGUUGUACAGUAUGAAGUAAACUUUCAAGAAGGUCAAGAAUGUGGUGGAGCUUAUUUAAAGUUACUCACUUUGGCCCAGGGGCAUGAAGAUUUAAAAAAGUUCCAUGAUAAAACUCCUUAUACUAUAAUGUUUGGACCUGACAAGUGUGGAAACGAUCAUAAGCUGCAUUUUAUCUUCCGGCAUAAAAAUCCUUUGAAUGGUUCUAUAGAAGAGAAACACUGUAAGAAGCCAAGAGAAAGAUUAGAAGAUUUCUUCAAAGAUAAACAACCUCAUUUAUACACUUUGAUUGUUCGACCAGAUAAUAGUUUUGAAAUCAAAGUUGAUAAUAAGGUUGUAAAUUCUGGCUCUCUGUUGGAUGACUUUACUCCACCUGUUAAUCCACCUUUGGAAAUUGAAGAUCCUACCGAUGUUCAACCAGAAGACUGGGAUGAUAGAGAAAAGAUUCCCGAUUUAUCAGCUGUUAAACCAGACGACUGGGACGAAGAUGCCCCGGCACAAAUAGUCGACGAGGAUGAUGUUAUGCCUAAGGGAUGGCUCGAAGAUGAACCACCCAUGAUACCUAAUCCCGAUUCCGUUAAACCCGAAGAUUGGGAUGUCGAGAUGGAUGGGGAUUGGGAACCUCCCGAGAUACCAAAUCCAAAAUGUGCAGAUGUGCCAGGUUGUGGACCAUAUAAACAAAAGAUGAAGAAAAAUCCACGAUACAAGGGUAGAUGGUCGCCGCCCCUGAUCAACAACCCUAAUUACAAGGGAAAAUGGAAGCCUAGACUGAUACACAAUCCUGAUUACUUUAAUGAUGAACAUCCAUUCCGGAUGAUGCCUAUUUUUGCUAUUGGUUUUGAACUUUGGUCUAUGUCCACGGAUAUUUUCUUUGACAAUAUUCUUAUCACGGACGACGAGGAAGUAGCGGCAAAAUGGGCAGAGGAAACAUUUGAAGUACGUCGUGCUAGAAUUGCGGAAGAGAGCUGGAGUAUAUGGCGUCAGAUUGGCACAUUUACCGCGGAACAUCCUUGGAUAUGGGCUGUAUAUAUAAUAGCUGCUGGUUUACCUAUUCUGCUAGUAAUAUAUUGUUGCUGCUUUGCUUCUCAGGACAAAUAUGACUUAAAGGAUGAAGAUAAGCAACCUUUAGAGGUGAAUGAAGAAACUGAAUCCAAACAAGAAGAAAACGAAAAUCCACCUCCUAUUAAAGAACCAGAAGGAGAAGGAGAAGGGGGGGAAGAAGAAGAAGAAGAAGAAGAAGGAGGAGGAGAAGGAGAAGAAGAAGGGAAGCAGAAUGAAAUUGAAGAAAUGAUUGAAAGUGAAGAAAAUGAUAAGCCAGCAGUGGGUGGUGAUGGACCACGACGAAGAAAACCGAAUAAAGAAUAGAGUUUAUUAAACUUAAAUGAAAGAAAUUCAUAUUACUGAUAUUUAUGUAAAAUUCACAUUCCACUUAACACUUGCCAUUGUGGACAUUAGGAUUUUUCAGUGUUAAUUACACGCAAUAUGAUCACCAAGAACCAGACUUUUUAAUAGGUAUCUGGUUCUAAAACAUAAGUUUUCAUUACAUCAUAGCUUGAUGCAAAUGAUUUCACGUCGAACAUGUUUCUUACGUAUGAAUGAAAUACUUACACAAAAAUUUGUAAGAAUGAUGUUCAGUGUAACUGUUUAUGCCUUAAUAAUAUGUAGCAACAUAA